AAUCUGACAUCAAGGCCCAUCUUAAAAAACACAUUUGUUUAUACUUUCAUUCAUCAAAACACCAACCAAAACAAACACUUCUCCCUUUCUUCUUCCCCAAGCCACACUUUCUCUCGGAAAAAUGGGGCAAAACAGCAGCGGGCUGAACCGACAAGGCGGGCCCCCGGGCGACCGUAAACAAGACGGCGACAAAAAGGACAAAAAGUACGAUCCACCUGCCCCGCCAGCCCGAGUGGGCCGUAAACAGCGGAAGCAAAAGGGGCCCGAUGCGGCGGCCCGUAUACCCGUUGUAACUCCACUAACAAAGUGCAAGCUUAGAUUGUUAAAGCUUGAAAGAGUGAAAGAUUACCUUCUAAUGGAGGAAGAAUUUGUGGCCAAUCAGGAACGACUUAAACCUCAGGAAGAGAAAACUGAGGAAGAUCGUUCUAAAGUGGAUGAUAUUCGUGGCUCCCCAAUGAGUGUAGGCAGUUUAGAGGAGUUGAUUGAUGAGAAUCAUGCUAUUGUUUCGUCUUCCGUCGGUCCCGAGUAUUAUGUUGGUAUCUUAUCCUUUGUUGAUAAGGAUCAAUUGGAGCCUGGAUGCUCGAUCUUGAUGCAUAAUAAGGUUCUUUCUGUGUUUUUACUUCAAGAUGAAGUUGAUCCAAUGGUCUCUGUAAUGAAAGUUGAGAAGGCUCCUUUAGAAUCAUAUGCUGACAUUGGUGGUUUGGAUGCUCAAAUACAAGAGAUCAAAGAAGCGGUUGAGCUACCGUUGACUCAUCCUGAACUAUAUGAAGACAUUGGUAUUAGGCCUCCCAAGGGAGUCAUACUAUACGGGGAGCCUGGUACUGGGAAAACUCUACUUGCAAAGGCAGUGGCAAAUUCGACAUCAGCUACCUUUCUACGUGUUGUUGGUAGUGAGUUGAUCCAGAAGUAUCUUGGUGAUGGUCCAAAAUUGGUCAGGGAGCUCUUCAGAGUAGCUGAUGACCUUUCACCAUCUAUUGUUUUCAUAGAAAUCGACGCAGUUGGGACAAAGAGGUAUGAUGCUCAUUCUGGUGGUGAGCGCGAAAUUCAGCGGACUAUGUUAGAACUUCUCAAUCAAUUAGAUGGCUUUGAUUCAAGAGGAGAUGUCAAAGUCAUCCUUGCAACAAAUAAAAUCGAAAGCCUCGACCCAGCUUUGCUUCGUCCUGGACGAAUAGAUCGGAAAAUUGAGUUCCCACUUCCUGAUAUCAAAACAAGGAGAAGAAUUUUUACGAUUCACACGUCAAGAAUGACACUGGCUGAUGAUGUCAAUCUAGAAGAAUUUGUUAUGACCAAGGAUGAGUUUUCUGGUGCUGAUAUAAAGGCCAUUUGCACUGAAGCUGGUUUACUAGCACUGAGAGAACGCCGUAUGAAGGUUACACAUGCGGACUUUAAGAAGGCGAAAGAUAAGGUCAUGUUCAAGAAGAAAGAAGGUGUGCCAGAAGGACUUUAUAUGUGAAGUAUUUACAUCUGUUAUUAGGCGAAUCUACUUGGUGACCUGGGUGGCAUCACCCCCCCAAAAUACUCUUUUUCCUGCGUCAGACCAACUGCAAAAUAGUUUAAAUGAAAUCUCCGCGUUGUAUUGUUGCUUAUCCUGAGGUACCCCAGUGGUUAAAACAGAUAUCUCGUGGGGUUGCGUGUUCGACUUUGGAUGCAGCCAUACUUGCUUAUUACUUUUUCCCAUUUCGUCAAAUUAGUACUGCUAAGUGCUACCCAAAUGAAAAUUCAAUAUACUAUGUUUCUUUCA
Molecule: messenger RNA, 1741 nt
Organism: Beta vulgaris subsp. vulgaris (sugar beet)
Lineage: Eukaryota; Viridiplantae; Streptophyta; Magnoliopsida; Caryophyllales; Amaranthaceae
Product: 26S proteasome regulatory subunit 4 homolog
Biological process (GO): proteasome-mediated ubiquitin-dependent protein catabolic process
Cellular component (GO): proteasome regulatory particle, base subcomplex
Molecular function (GO): proteasome-activating activity; ATP binding; ATP hydrolysis activity
Source: RefSeq, a predicted model, not a curated record